AAUUAGGUAUUAAGGUCAAUAGCCUAAUAGUCUACCCUCAAAACUUCUCCCCUUUUAUUUUUUUCUCUCAAAUUCUAUCUUUCUCUUUCUUUAUCUCUCUCUUUCUUAUCUCUAUUACGGACGGAGAAACCAUGAGAUGACUCUCUUCUUUAAACGGCGUAACGGCUUAUCCUUAAAAACGCCGUUACUUCAAUUCACGUUUUAAAGACACGUGUCAUUCGUAAACCGCAUCACUCCUUACUGCGUUUUGUUUCUUUGAAUGGCUUUGGAACAACUCAGCCUAGCACCGACCUCCGUUAACGGCGAAACUGAUGGCGUCAAUAACGGCGUUGCACAUCGGCCGCCCUCCAACGACGGCGGAGAGGACGGCUUAAAAGCGCCUAGACUCCCGCGAUGGACGCGCCAGGAAAUUCUAGUUCUUAUACAGGGAAAAAGGGUUGCCGAGAAUAGGGUUCGACGAGGCCGGGCGGCGGGUGUGGCGUUCGGUUCGGGCCAAGUUGAGCCAAAGUGGGCUUCGGUUUCGUCUUAUUGUAAGCGGCACGGGGUGAACCGGGGGCCGGUUCAGUGCCGUAAGCGGUGGAGCAAUUUGGCCGGCGAUUUUAAGAAGAUCAAGGAGUGGGAGACACAACAAGCGAAGGAUGGAACGGAGUCGUUUUGGAUCAUGAGAAACGACUUGAGAAGAGAGAGGAAGUUGCCGGGGUUUUUCGAUAGAGAGGUUUACGAUAUCCUCGACGGUGUGACCACUAAUCCUUCGGCUGCCACGGCGGAGGAAACGGCGUCUCCGACGGCGGCAGUGGGUGGGAGAUUAGCCUUGGCUCUGGCUCCGACAGAGGAGUCAGCGGAGGAUACCGAAGCAGUUUUCGAUAGCGGGAGGACCGCGGCGCCAGAGGAUGGAAUUUUUUCGGAUUUUGAGCAAGAGGAAAUCGGAGCUAGUCCUGUGAAGGUGGCAGCGACAGGGACGGAGACAACGGCAAAGGAGGUGAAACCCAUAUCGGCGACGAUGCCAAUUUCAGAUAAACAUUACCAUCCUAAUAUUUUGCAAGGCUCUCAAGGUCAAGUUAUUCAACAAUCUACAGGUGCUACAAAUGAGAAACAACCGGCAUCUGGAAAUCCUGAGAUAGGUUCAACUUCUCAAGAAGGGCGAAAGAGGAAGCGAUUUUCGGUGGACGGGGACGAGGAAAUGAGCAAUCUGCAAUGCCAGUUGAUCGAUGUACUGGAAAAGAACUGUAAAAUGCUGACGGCACAACUGGAAGCCCAGAACAAUAAUUUUGAGCUGGAGAGGGAGCAGAGAAAAGAAAAUGCAGAUAACUUAGUUGGAGUACUGAAUAAACUUGCAGAUGCUUUGGGAAGAAUUGCUGAUAAAUUGUAGGAGAAGAGAUGAGAUGAGAUGAGUCGAUUAAUUAAUUAAUUAAAAAUACUGUACAUAAAAAGGAUCUGGGUUUGUUUUUAGUUUUAUUAUUAUAUUUUAAUUUAGUUUUUUUACACUUGAUCAAAAUUUAGAAUCAUACGUAGCGAAUAAAGUUCUAAAUUUUAGGCUUGACGGUUUA
Mangifera indica (mango) is the source of this 1547-nucleotide messenger RNA. RefSeq names its product trihelix transcription factor ASR3-like. The record is from RefSeq and is a predicted model, not a curated record. The transcript has 3 exons. NCBI's taxonomy places the organism in Eukaryota, Viridiplantae, Streptophyta, Magnoliopsida, Sapindales, Anacardiaceae. Bases 260 to 1369 code for a protein of 369 amino acids.